AUGUGUAUUAUUCCUGGAAACUCAGUUUUUUGCUGUGGAAAUUAUCCAAAUGCUGCAAAUACUGCAUUUAUUAUUGAUUUGAACAAUAAUGUUAAGAAAGUAAUUUAUGCACCCGAUAGUCUGAGUCUCAGUGGUUCAAUUUAUUAUAAUAGCAGUGUUUAUGUUUUUGGUGGAUAUACGGGGCAUUUUUAUGUAAAUAAUGCGUAUUGAUACUAUUUAUUAGAAAACAAAUGAGAAAACCUAAAUCCUUUGCCAGUUCAAUCCUCAUUUGUGUCAUGCAUUGCUAAAAAUAAUAAAAUUUUACUAUCUGGCAGAGAGCACUCAAAGAUCUAUAGCUAUGAUAUUAUUCAAAAUAGUUAUAUUGAGCUGCAUGACAUUCAAGCAGGAAUAUGAAGAAAAAUUAUAUGUGAAAAUAAUAAAAAUGCUUAUGUAAUAGAAGCAGAUGGAUAUAUUUAUGAAGGAAAUCAAGAAUGAAAAGCCUGAAGCACAUAG
This is a messenger RNA of Blepharisma stoltei, 492 nucleotides long. The record is from the annotation of a GenBank genome assembly. Lineage: Eukaryota; Ciliophora; Heterotrichea; Heterotrichida; Blepharismidae.